Molecule: messenger RNA, 764 nt
Organism: Verruconis gallopava
Lineage: Eukaryota; Fungi; Ascomycota; Dothideomycetes; Venturiales; Sympoventuriaceae
Exons: 2
Coding region: 194-550 (118 amino acids)
Biological process (GO): replication fork processing; resolution of meiotic recombination intermediates
Cellular component (GO): Fanconi anaemia nuclear complex; FANCM-MHF complex
Molecular function (GO): protein heterodimerization activity; chromatin binding
Source: RefSeq, a predicted model, not a curated record
AUUGCCUUGCCGCUUAAAUUCGUAGAGCGCAGUGGUGAAAAGGCGUUCGCGAGGCCUAUGUUUGUUCAAUGCGCAAAGCCUGCCAGGUCUAAGCACAUGUGCACCAAUGUGAGAUCACGCUUUCUGGCCGCUCCCGCAAAGUCGCGUCCGUCCAACGACGCGUCUGUUUCUGCUCGAGCUUCAUCACACAACUAUGUCAGCCACGGAUCCAGAAACCGAGGAGCGCCUAAAAUCUGCCCUCUGGUACCACAUUGGCCAACUCACGGACAGCACACUGCUUGAUUCCGGCUCGGAAAACAAUGCUACACCCCAGUUUAUAGGUGCACUUACUGAGCUCGUUUGGGCACAAAUCGCCAAUACUGCUAAGGAUCUUGAGAGUUUCGCGAAGCAUGCUGGACGGACACAGAUCAACACUGACGACGUAAUGUUGCUAUCGCGCAGAAAUGAAGGUCUGGAGACUCUCUUACAAGACUAUGUCAAGGAAUUAAGACGGGAAAAUAGAGAGUCGGCCACAAAGGGACCUUUGAAAGGAAAGGGUGUGAGGAAAUAGUUGGCAAUGUCAUGAGUUAGAGUGAGGACACGAGUUUGGGCGUUCCAAGGGCUUGCUUUCACGCUUCGAGAUACCACGGGAAUAACUUCAGACAUAGUUACGGCGCGGUUAUGAGAUACGAUGGGAUCAUAAUACGUUAUGUCAAUAUCAUCGACCCUAUCCAGUAUGAUGACUGUAUGUUUCGUCUUUUCGACGAUUGUGGCCCACAUUCACC